AUGAUCUCCAGACGCGACAAAUUAUUGCAACAGCCAUGGGAGCAAUUGCGCUUUGCACAGCAUCGCGAAAAGGUAAUGUCCGCAAGGCCAGCGAUUGAUACGAAGUCACCGCGACAGCAUGAUCAUGUGCAGCGCAAAUGGAAGAAGCAGCAAAACGAACGAGAGCGCCAGCAGCAGAUUGAGCGCGAGAAUCUGCGGCUGCUGCAAAAGCUGGGCGACAUAAUGCGCAGCAAGCGCAUGAAUAAUCUUUGGCUGGAGCCGCGACCAGACUUUUUGCAGCGAGAGAAACUCUUUGCUCCACGUCCCUACUCCAGUCUGCCGGGCAUUGUUACCAUUUACGGCAAUCAGCCAGCUGGACCGCGCAUAUUUGGUACGCUACCCAAGCCAUCUGUUGUGGGCCGCUGUCCCACCUGCAGCGGCAAUCCAGAACGCACACAGAUAGCCAUACCAGAGCCGCGACUGCCCUGGGCACUGCCACGCAAAUCCUCCAGUCGCAUGCAGCAGCAGCAGGAGCUACAACAGCGCUGCUAUUACUGCGGCGGUGUCAAGAACAUUGAACGCAAUCUCUUUGAGGACUACGACUUUGACUACUCGUAUGAAUAA
Molecule: messenger RNA, 603 nt
Organism: Drosophila busckii
Lineage: Eukaryota; Metazoa; Arthropoda; Insecta; Diptera; Drosophilidae
Exons: 2
Coding region: 1-603 (200 amino acids)
Source: RefSeq, a predicted model, not a curated record